Messenger RNA from Oncorhynchus masou masou (cherry salmon), 912 nucleotides. Its product is annotated as rho guanine nucleotide exchange factor TIAM1-like. The transcript has 5 exons. The record is from RefSeq and is a predicted model, not a curated record. Gene Ontology annotation, cellular component: synapse; cytosol; plasma membrane. NCBI's taxonomy places the organism in Eukaryota, Metazoa, Chordata, Actinopteri, Salmoniformes, Salmonidae. Bases 1 to 912 code for a protein of 303 amino acids. Gene Ontology annotation, molecular function: guanyl-nucleotide exchange factor activity. Gene Ontology annotation, biological process: activation of GTPase activity; small GTPase-mediated signal transduction; positive regulation of axonogenesis.
AUGACUGGUGGCAUUGUCAUGCUGAAGGGUCAUGUCAGGAUGAGCCUGCAGGAAGGGUACCACAUGUGGGAGGGGAGGGAGCGUCUUCACCGUAACGCACAGCAUGAGAUUGCCUGCAAAGACAACAAGCUCACGUUGCCCCAGGGAACCGUGAGGAAGGCAGGCCGUCUGGCUGUCAAGAACUUCCUGGUUCACAAGAAGAACAAGAAGGUGGAGUCGGCCACCAGGAGGAAGUGGAAGAAACUACUGGGAUGCACUUUGUUCUUCUACGAGACAGACGGGCGGUCGGGGAUCGACCACAACAGUGCUCCUAAACAUGCGGUGUGGGCUGAGAACAGUAUCGUCCAGGCCGUACCUGAACACCCCAAGAAGGACUUUGUCUUCUGCCUCAGCAACUCUCUAGGAGAUGCUUUUCUCUUCCAGUCCUGCAGCCAGACUGAGCUGGAGAACUGGAUCACGGCCAUCCACUCGGCGUGCGCGGCGGCCGUUGCCAGGCAGCAUCACCGGGAGGACACGGUGCGUCUGUUGAGGGCGGAGAUUAAGAAGCUGGAGCAGAAGAUCGACAUGGACGAGAAGAUGAAGAAGAUGGGAGACAUGCAGCUCAGUGCCGUGACCGAUACCAAGAAGAGGAAGACCAUACUGGACCAGGUGUGUGAGCUUAGUUACCAAUACCAAGAAGAGGAAGACCAUACUGGACCAGGUGAGAGAGAGUGUGAGCUUAGUUACCGAUACCGAGAAGAGGAAGACCAUACUGGACCAGGUGAGUGUGUGAGCUUAGUUACCGAUACCAAGAAGAGGAAGACCAUACUGGACCAGGGAGUGGUUUGGGCCGUACAUCUUGGUUUCCGGGGGCGGACGCUGCAGGGGGAUGAUGUGGCCGUGUAUGGCAGGGCGGACGCUGCAGGGGGAUGA